CAAGGGCGCCGGUCGCGUCUAAAUAUCAACAUCGGACGAUACGGGCACGCAUGUGUAAAUAGCACCGUGGUACAAUCGAUUGGACAAAGUCAAUCAUCUGAGCGGGCACAGGUCGCGGCGACCGUGAAUCUCGCCAAGCGUCCCGUACGGAACUCAGUGGGACUCCGCCUCGCGCACCGUGCGCUUCCUGCCUCGCUCCGCCGCUGCUCUAUCACGUCUGCCGAGUGGAUGCUUCGGACAGUUCUCGUGGUUUAUGUGUCAACAUUAAGCUACUAACUAUGCGUUAUCCUGAGUGACUUAAACCCGAUUAAGAUCGGAUUACAAUGUAGAGCUGCCGACCCGGCGAAGGAAAAUGUGAGUGACAUUUUGAGACAUCAUUCAAUAAAGCGGAUGUUUUCGUCAAACGAAGGCGUUGCGGUAUCUGUACGGACACGUGCAACAAUUAACAUAAGAAAGAGGGCGGUCGCGAGGAGGAGCCGACCAACGCGGCGGAAGCGGCGCCGGCGCAGGGCAUGCGCAUAGAACACACUUGCUGCUGCCUCGGCGUGUUGGUGGGCAUCUCGCUCAUCGCCGCCCUCGUAGCAGUGAUACUGAUGAAGGAUUCAACGGUCGAAGUGACUGUUCUCCGACAAGUACACGUGCUCAUGUCACACGGGGAGCGCACCCCUAGCGAAGGGGAGCUCGCUAUGCUGGGAGCUCCACCACCAGACCACGUGUUUUCGCCCUACGGAGCCGGCGCUAUGACUAACGAGGGCAAGAUGUUGACAUUUGAAAUGGGCGCAUUACUUAGGAAAAGAUAUGACGAGUUUUUGGGACCUUAUUACCAGAGUGAGAACAGUAUCGUGAUAUCAUCAGACACGGAGCUGAGCAAAAUGACGGCUCUAUUGAUUGCGGCGGGGCUCUGGCCUCCGUCGCCGGAGCAGGCGUGGAACGACACGCUUCCCUGGCAACCCGUGCCUUACAAGUAUCCACCGCGACGUCAAGACUUUCUACUCUACGAAGAGAACUGUCCUCGCUACAAACAAGAGAAGGAGAGGAUACUUAAAGCGUUCACCGAAGAAGGCCUGUUGCUGCCAUACCGCGAUCUCUUCCACAAGAUCGCGCAAAUGACCAACACUAACUUCAGCACGCCGCAAGAAGCUUACUAUCUCAACAAUUUGUUCCUAAUACAGGAUGACAUAAAAGUACCGAAUCCGAAAUGGGCGAAACAUGUGAAGAGAAAACUAAUGGAUGUGGCCAGAUUGGAGUACUCAAUGAUGUUUCAUAAUAACCUGCUUAGAAGACUUAGUGGUGGGGCACUACUUCAACAAAUAAUAAAAGAAGCCAGCAGUAACAGCGCGGGGGAGUCGCAACUCCGUCUGGUCGUACGCACAGGAACCCCAGUGUCCGUAGCGGCCCUUUUGGGAGCCUGCGUGGCUCCGCCGCCGCGUCUCCCGGACCCCGGAGCCGCGUUACUGUUCGAGCUGCAUGAGAGACGGCCCUCGCCGCAAUCGAAGGAGCAAAAGACUUUUGCUGAUGGACAGCGGUUCGGUUUUAAGAUAUACUACUGGGACGACGACUCGGCGGAACCUCGCCUCAUGGAAGUGCCGGGAUGCAACGCGUUCUGUCCUCUCGAGACGUUCAAAGAACUAACCAAAUACAUAGUGUCACACAACUAUAACGAAGACUGCAGAGUUCCUAAUACAUAGUUCAAAAGUUGGAUCUAAUAUUUACUGUGGAUUUCUAUAAUCUAACCAUCCAUAGUUUUGCGACUAAAGAUUGAUAUUUGACAUCAUUUAUAUGAAGCUAAAGUCAAAAUUACAUCUCUAAUCAAGAACCAACUGAUGGAUAGGUUAUAGAAAUUCGCAAUUAGUGCUUCCUAUAAAUCGAUGGGUUAGGCUGUGGUAUUUAAAAGUGAACUUUAUGACACAGGAUAUAAAAUAUAUUAUCGAUAUUGUGA
Molecule: messenger RNA, 1939 nt
Organism: Helicoverpa zea (corn earworm)
Lineage: Eukaryota; Metazoa; Arthropoda; Insecta; Lepidoptera; Noctuidae
Product: venom acid phosphatase Acph-1-like
Exons: 10
Coding region: 513-1688 (391 amino acids)
Biological process (GO): dephosphorylation
Molecular function (GO): phosphatase activity
Source: RefSeq, a predicted model, not a curated record